AUGUCGUGGAAAAGACUACCGUGGCGACCAGUAGUUGCUGGUAUAACAAGCACAGCAAUUGUUUCAUACGUUGCCUACAAAUACGGUCGAUACGAAGUAUUGAGAAGCCCGCCAUUGCACUUGUUUCCCAAUUCAUCAACAACAAAAUUGACUUCACUUGAGUCACCAAAGUAUUGCCAAGAUAUAUCUCGAGUGAUUUCUGAAAUUACGAAAUUAGAGAUAGAGGUUGUCAAUAGUAAACCUGAAAUUGAUCAUCAUACCGGGAACGAAUUUACCACGCAUAAACCAUUGGAGAAUGAAGUUCCACUUUAUGUUGUUUACCCAAAGACGACAGAGGAAGUGUCACAAGUGCUAAAGAUUUGCAAUAGAGAGCGUGUACCGGUGGUUCCAUUUUCGGGAGGUAGCAGUAUUGAAGGUAACUUUCACUCCACUCGUAAGGGUGUUGUGGUUAACACAUCGCGAAUGAAUCAAGUGUUAGCAGUCAACGAUAACGAUUUAGAUGUGGUCGUUCAAUGUGGG
Lodderomyces margitis is the source of this 519-nucleotide messenger RNA. Its product is annotated as FAD-binding oxidoreductase. The annotation marks the transcript as partial. Gene Ontology annotation, cellular component: mitochondrion. Gene Ontology annotation, molecular function: D-lactate dehydrogenase (cytochrome) activity; D-lactate dehydrogenase (NAD+) activity; FAD binding. The record is from RefSeq and is a predicted model, not a curated record. NCBI's taxonomy places the organism in Eukaryota, Fungi, Ascomycota, Pichiomycetes, Serinales, Debaryomycetaceae. Gene Ontology annotation, biological process: lactate catabolic process. The transcript has a single exon.